AUGGAGUUCAAAAGCAAUGAGGCAGCUAUGAUCUUCAUCGAUGGCGAACUCAUCUCGAAACAUCAAAUAUUGCGUGAUACGAUCCAUAGUUUCAUUCCUGGGGGUUUUGCUGCAUGUUGGUUAGGUGGUGUUGAAGAUGUUUUCUUGUACCCAGGAAUCGCAUUUGUUCAGGCGAUUCGAUUGGCUGCCCGGCUUACGCCUGAACAACAUUUUCUCAGAUGGGGGCUUUGGGCUCUGUUGACAGUGGAGGCGGCGUAUUGUGCUAUCUUUGGCGCGUUUCUGAUGCACUCAGUCAUCGAGGUCUUUGGAAAUCACGCAGAGCUCUAUAGGAUACCUACCUUGCUGAGUAUCCAUGCUUUGAUAUCACGCAUCCUUAUCACAGCUGUUGUUCUUGCUGUACGAGCCUGGACUCUUUCGGGAGGAAAGGCAUAUAUUCUCGUCACCAUCUUGAUGUUUUGUGCUUACCACCUGGGCGUUUCAUUCGCUAUCACACGACGUUGUCUUUCGGUGACAUACUAUCAUCACCUACUAGAACCUCAAUGGCUAUGGCAGAUGAUGUAUGCAGCGGCUAUCGUUAGCGAUUCAAUCAUCACACUAUCUCUCUUCACGAUCCUCAACAAGCGAAGAACAAGGACGAAGGAUUUCAUGACGAUCGUCAAUGAGGUCGGGAUCUUGAUCGUCGAAUCUGCGCUUCCCACGACCCUGUUGGCCAUCGCGUCAUUGGUGGUUUUUGGAAGAGUGGGAGUGGGUGCAUUGUAUUCAUUGGGGCCGUUAGAAGACUUUAUUGAACCAUUUUCGACUAUCUUGGGUAUUCCUAGAUUCAUUUCAACUCAAGCAUACGCAAUUUCUGUGAUAAUUUCCAUUAAUUCGACCAUCACCGAAAAGAACAGAAGACAGAGAGGAAUUAGCAAACGUGAAGGUGAAGCAAUUGCCACCAACCGUUCAAACGAGAGCCAAGCUGACCUAUAUGGGAAACAUAUGAAGAGACCUGCUCCUACUGCUGAUUAUGACAGGUCAAUUGUAGAGACUGCAACUCUGGAUGAAGCAAUGCAGGAGCAGAUUCAUCAAGAAUCACAAGCCAUGUACUUACAUACACCAUCGAGAAGAGCAACACAAGUCAACAUAAUCUCGAUUUGUACGCCUAAAUCCUCUACGGGUACAAGUGGUGAAUCAACUGGUGCAAGUACUUCUGAGGGUGGGCAAGAGAAGAUCAUAGGUUUAGAGAAACCAUAUGCAUGA
This is a messenger RNA of Melampsora larici-populina 98AG31, 1239 nucleotides long. RefSeq lists its product as uncharacterized. The transcript has 12 exons. NCBI's taxonomy places the organism in Eukaryota, Fungi, Basidiomycota, Pucciniomycetes, Pucciniales, Melampsoraceae. The record is from RefSeq and is a predicted model, not a curated record. Bases 1 to 1239 code for a protein of 412 amino acids.